Molecule: messenger RNA, 1219 nt
Organism: Neohortaea acidophila
Lineage: Eukaryota; Fungi; Ascomycota; Dothideomycetes; Mycosphaerellales; Teratosphaeriaceae
Exons: 3
Coding region: 221-766 (181 amino acids)
Molecular function (GO): antioxidant activity; oxidoreductase activity
Source: RefSeq, a predicted model, not a curated record
GCAUCAUCGCGGUGUCAAUGCUAUCGUGGAGUGACAUGACGUUCCUGUCGCAAGCGGACUACUCCGACUGGUCGGGCAGUCGGGAGAAACAUUGUCGCCGAAACAGCGAUGGCAAGGUCGAUGGAUCUACCAAGACGCGUGCAGGAAUUGGUAUAUAAUGGGUAGGAGCCGAGUUUCUUGACACCUGACCUGCCUGAAAGCAUUCACCCGUGAUAUAGCCAUGGCUAAAUCCGUGCAGCAGUUCGACAGCCUCGUCGCUGAGUCCGAAUUUGUCUUCGCCGUGUUCUACCGUGGGCACUGGUGUCCCUUCUGCAUCUCCUGGAUCAAAGACUUGCAACGACUGGUGCCCGAGAUCCAACAGAAGAGGGGCACGGCGGUGAUUGUAACGGCGGAAGAGGAAAAGUUCUUGACGGAUGUGCUGGCGAAGACAAAGUUCAGCGGGAAGACCAUCACCGACCCCGACACCAGCCUCGUCAAAGAGUUGAAGUCGCGGAACCUGGUGAGCGUUGCCAUCACGGAUAGGGGCGGAUACCCGCAUGGCAUGAUCCAGCCGGCGGUUUUGGUCGUCAACAAGGAGGGGAAGGUGAUUUAUCAGUGGGCCAUCCAGCCUAGCAUGAUGAACCUGGGUGGGGCGAAAGACCGUGUCUCCCUGCAGGAGGUGUGGGAAGAUGUGCAAGGUAUCUUGACGGGAGACAAGACGAGCAUGAGAACUCACUUCUCCCGCCAGUCGUUGUCGGCAGGGCUGAAGCAGAAGAUGUUUGGCUGAGAGUGGAGUGGAGUGGUUUUGCAUUAGCGAUACUAUGCCCGGAGGGUGUCAUUUUUGAGAUGCUAUCAGGUUCGCGUAAUACCUUCGUUCUUGAUCGUCCGUCAACUGAUCACUCGGUCACGAUGCUUCUCCCAUCCGAAAUGUACGGCGCUUUAUUCGUCAGGCCUGGUGUGAUUCAUAGGCUUGCAAUCCCUCCCUUCUAAUGGCAUGCCUUGACAACCAAUGGUCUCGAUACAUCCUGCCUGACUCCAAACAUGGGCUUGGCGGGACUUCAUGCUGCUGGCGGCAAGGCUGCGAGCCUCUGUCUGCUUAUCUUCCGUUAGAACAAAAAAGUACCGUAUGAUGGACCAAAAACAAAGUGCAUCCGACGGGACUCGAACCCGUGCCUCGAGCAGGCUGGAUCAAAUGAAUGACUUGGGAAGCUCGAAUUCUACCCCUGAACUACGGAUGCAG